GUGGUUGACGGCUAGAACGGAGACGCGCCGUGGAAACGGAACUCUCUGACCUCAUUGGACGCCGUGCCCCAGCAUGCUCCUGCGCAGUCGGGGCUGGCGUCGUAACGCCUCGGGGAAAAGGAAGCGGACGGGGCCGCGAAUCGCUGCCUGUGGCUUUUAAUUUUUCUGCUGACUGGAUUUGGUCACUGAUUCUUCAUCUUUUGUCUGUUGCACGCAUCUCGCCCUCCCCAUUUGCUUCCCCACUUCUCGGAUCCGGCCCUCUGGGCUUACACGCCAGUUCUCUCACUCCGCCGUGAGCCCCUGCUGGUCCCCGGGCGGGCCUGGCAAGGAGGCGGUAACUAUGGAGAAUAUGGCGGAGGAGGAGCUGCUGCCCCAGGAGAAGGUGGAGGUGGCCCAGGUCCCGGUCCCGACCCCGACCCCGGACUCGGCUCGGGUCCCAGCUCCGGCCCCGGAUUCGGCUCCGGUCUCGGCCUCGACCCCGGCCCCUGCCUCGGCUCCGACUCCGGCCUCGGCUCCAGUCCCAGCCCCUGCCCUGGCCCAGGCUCCGGCCCUGUCCCCGUCCCUAGCCUCUGCCCCUGAUGAGGCUGAAAGCAAGAGACACAUCUCAAUUCAAAGGCAGCUUGCUGAUUUAGAGAAGUUAGCUUUCGUAACUGAAGGGGAUUGUGACUCUGCCAAUUCACUGAACUCAGAUAAUCUUGAUGCAGGAAACAAACAGGCUUGUCCACUGUGCCCCAAGGAGAAAUUCAGAGCUUGUAAUAGUCAUAAGCUUCAUCGUCACCUUCAGAAUUUACACUGGAAAGUCUCCGUGGAAUUUGAAGGUUACCGGAUGUGCAUCUGUCACUUACCUUGUCGACCAGUGAAACCAAACAUUAUUGGAGAACAGAUAUCCAGUAAAAUGGGCGCCCAUUAUCAUUGUAUCAUUUGUUCAGCAACAAUCACCAGAAGGACAGAUAUGCUAGGACAUGUCAGGCGCCAUAUGAACAAAGGAGAGACUAAAUCCAGGUAUAUUGCUGCUUCUGCUGCUAAACCACCUAAAGAAAUUUUGAAAGAGGCAGACACAGAUGUACAAGUUUGUCCUAACUAUUCUGUACCUCAGAAAACAGAUUCUUAUUUUAAUCCCAAAAUGAAACUGAAUCGGCAGCUGAUAUUCUGUACACUGGCUGCUCUGGCUAAGGAGCGAAAACCUUUGGAAUGUCUAGAUGCCUUUGGAGCAACUGGGAUAAUGGGAUUACAGUGGGCAAAACAUCUCGGAAAUGCAGUCAAGGUUACAAUUAAUGAUUUGAAUGAAAACUCUGUGACGUUGAUUCAGGAGAACUGCCAUUUAAACAAAUUGAAAGUGGUUGUAGACAGUAAGGAAAAGGAAGAAAGGGACGAUAUUCUGGAAGAAGGAGAGGAAAACCUUGGUAAUAUUAAGGUGACCAAAAUGGAUGCCAAUGUACUAAUGCAUUUGAGAUCUUUUGAUUUCAUACACCUAGAUCCUUUUGGAACAUCUGUGAACUAUCUUGAUUCUGCAUUCAGAAAUAUAAGAAACCUUGGCAUAGUAUCAGUGACUUCUACAGAUAUCAGUUCUUUAUAUGCCAAGGCACAACACGUUGCCCGGCGUCACUACGGCUGUAAUAUUGUCCGAACUGAAUAUUACAAGGAGCUAGCUGCAAGAAUUGUUGUAGCUGCAGUGGCAAGAGCUGCAGCCCGAUGUAACAAAGGCAUAGAAGUACUGUUUGCAGUGGCUUUGGAACAUUUUGUGUUGGUUGUUGUGAGAGUUUUGAGGGGGCCAACUUCUGCAGAUGAAACAGCCAAGAAGAUUCAAUACCUAAUCCAUUGUCAGUGGUGUGAAGAGAGAAUUUUUCAGAAAGAUGGUAAUAUGGUAGAAGAAAACCCAUAUAGACAGCUACCCUGUAAUUGUCAUGGAAGCAUGCCUGGAAAGACAGCAAUCGAACUUGGACCUCUAUGGUCAAGUUCCCUUUUCAAUACUGGAUUCCUCAAAAGAAUGCUAUCUGAAUCUUUUCACCAUGGUUUAGAUGACAUUCAGACCCUAAUAAAGACAUUAAUCUUUGAGUCAGAGUGUACUCCUCAAAGUCAGUUUUCAGUUCAUGCACCUUCAAAUCUCAACAAGCAAGAAGAAUGUGGUGUAUUUAUUAAAACUACAGAUGAUACAACAGAUAAUUACAGUGCACAAGGAAAGAGAAAAAGUAAUGAAACAACUGCAAAUUUAGUCAAGAGGCAAAAAACUGAUGUCAAUACUGAACAUCCUCCCUUUUAUUACAACAUCCACAGACACAGCAUUAAAGGAAUGAAUAUGCCAAAGUUAAAAAAGUUUUUGUGCUAUCUUUCUCAAGCAGGCUUUCGAGUAAGCCGAACUCAUUUUGACCCAAUGGGAGUUCGUACAGAUGCACCUCUAAUGCAGUUUAAAUCCAUCCUUUUAAAGUACAGCACCCCCACUUACACUGGAGGACAGUCAGAGGGCCAUGUCCAACCAGCAUCCGAAGAUACAGUAGCUGACAGGGUUGAAAUGUCAGUGAAGGACAAAGCAGAAGCAGGUGGUUGCAGAAGAUGGUAAAUGUAAAGGAAGGUUACUCAGAUAUCUGUGUUGGUGGCCCUAUAGUUCUCUAUAACAACUGUAGUGCUUUUUCUAUUUUAAUUCAGUUGUGUAAAAAUACAAAACAGUGCUCUUUUCAUUCAAAAAACUAGCAGUUUCUAAUUUAGCUGGUUUGGGAGCUAUGCUUUCCAAGUUUUUCUUAUUUUAAAGAAAACUUAAAUUUUAAUGAAAACAUUUCAUAUGAAGCCAGAUUUGUGACUGAGAUCACCCUACUGUUUAAUAACUCAGAAAAUUUUUACAUGCAGAGUGUUUGGAAUUUUAUAUGUUAUGAAAAUAACACAUUACUUAAUCUCAGCUCUAUUUAAAGUGAUUCAUGAUGUUUAUCUUUUCUGUUUGUAUUGUGUAAGAUGAAUCCAGAAUCCUUUUAUUAAAGUGACCCUAAACAGGAGGAAUAGUGCCCUUUCUGAUUACUAAUGUAUUAUUUCACAAAUACAAGCUAAAAUAUAUUCCCAAUUUCAGGAAAUCUUAUCUCUCCAACUAAAUACUUACCGGAGACAGACAUACAUUUUCUUCUAAGUUUAAAGUCCGAAUGAUUACACUUUAGAGUAAGAUUUUGUUAAAUUGAGACUACUGUUCUAACUGUUUACAAGCACGAAAUUCUGAGGAGAGAUUUUGUUAUGAAUUAAACAAACUGGGUGAUCUCAAGUGCCUCAGUUAAUGCACGUACAAUAUUCAUUCGCUUGGUUAUGCUACCUCUCAGGAGUAAAACUUGUCACCUUAUGAAUUUAUGAAGUGAGGAUUUUCUUGCUUUUUGGGGUGGGUUUUUUUGGUUGUUGUUUUGCUUGUUUUUUUGAUUUGUGUAUGUGCUAAUUUUUUGUACAAGUAGCCCAGGCUAACAUGACUACGAAAAUUAGUUGGAAAAAAAAAUCUUGUUUCCAUUAAUAAAUAUGGUUCUUGCUUCA
Molecule: messenger RNA, 3498 nt
Organism: Cervus elaphus (red deer)
Lineage: Eukaryota; Metazoa; Chordata; Mammalia; Artiodactyla; Cervidae
Gene: TRMT1L
Product: tRNA methyltransferase 1 like
Exons: 15
Coding region: 341-2557 (738 amino acids)
Biological process (GO): tRNA N2-guanine methylation
Cellular component (GO): nucleus
Molecular function (GO): RNA binding
Source: RefSeq, a predicted model, not a curated record